Molecule: messenger RNA, 1575 nt
Organism: Mycosarcoma maydis (corn smut)
Lineage: Eukaryota; Fungi; Basidiomycota; Ustilaginomycetes; Ustilaginales
Exons: 1
Coding region: 1-1575 (524 amino acids)
Biological process (GO): nuclear protein quality control by the ubiquitin-proteasome system; proteasome localization
Cellular component (GO): nucleus
Source: RefSeq, a predicted model, not a curated record
AUGUCCGCCUCAGGCAUCUUCUCCGUCAUGUCUGCCUCCCCAUCGCGGUCUUCUUCACCCGCCGUGUCAGCCAAUCCCAAUCACCAGAUCCCUUUUAAUAGCGCACCCGUUCAACAUGCACCCAGUCCACUCGGCUUCGGCUUUGGCUUUGGUUCUUCUUUCGGUGGCAACAAUGUUGGCGUCUACUCUUCAGCUUCGCCCUCGUUUGGCUUUGGAUCCGCAUCUACCUCUGCAUCACUAACGGCACCUAGUCCAACGAGACGUUCAGAUGCAAAGCGCCGCAGAGACCUCGAUGAGGAUGACGACCUCGAUGACGAAGACGAAGACAUGGCACAUACCCGAAGCUCUCGGCUAGCAUCUGAUCCGUUCGCACUUUCGCACGAACACAAGCGUGUCGUGCUACCGAAGCGGAUACGGGCGGGGCUCGGGUUCGGACUCAUGAAUACCGAGGCGUCUCAAGCAGCAUCAGCCACUACAUCUGCCUUCUCGCCAUCAUCUUUGGUGCAUCCACAAAGCAACACCUCAUACACCUUGUCGCCAUCAUCGUCGAAACGCCCGGCUUUGGGUCUCUCGAAUCGCGUCGGCAUGUCGGGUAUCGACGUGGACAUUGGCAAAAUGCUCGCUUCCAUGGACAAGCCAUCGUUGCUCUCGAUGCUUUCGUCUCUGCUCAUGCAGUCCAAGGAUGCCUCUCUUCCGGCACAGAUUUUGUCGUUGCUUCCAGCACCUUCGCUGGAUUCGGUCGAGAGUUCGCUGGAUGAGCUCGAAAAAGCGAUCCGCUCAGCGAUACCUUUUGUAGCUGAUGGCAGCUCUGUACGGCACGAAUACACUUGGUCCAGGUUGCGUGCACCGAUUGCUAGCUUUGUCGACGCUGCACUUGGCUAUCUGCCGUUUUUCGUUACCGAGUUGGAUUCGGACCGCGAGCAGCGAUUGCGCGAGCGCGAUCCGCGACUGCAAGCGGAUAGGGAAGAGGUGCAUCCGGCGACAACGUUCACGUUCCUGUUGAUGAUCACGAGCCGUGUGCUGCGUCUCGAGGCGCUUCUGCCGUCGGUGACGAAAAGCAGUCUGGCGUUCAACCUGUUUACUGCAUCGGCGCAGCCAAACUUUGGUUUGGGUGGCAGUGGUGCAUGCACGGCCUCUUCAGCUAGCAAGCUGGGCGGUGUGGGCGCCACGGAUGCGUACGGCAAGCACAGCAACCUGGCUUACAUGUUGGGGACAGAGUUCGCAUCCCCCUCGUCACCCGAUGCGCUCAUGACCGUGUUGAUGCCUGCCGUACUCAAGCAGUGGACCACACUGCUGCAUCGGCUGGACAAGGCAGUAAAUGGGGAUGCGAGAAUGUUUUCGCAGGAACUCGUGCUCAAUUGGGCGAGAGCGUUGGAAGCUACAGGUACACAGGGUAGCGUUAAGAAGGACCACCAGAAACAAGAGGAACUCCUCAUUCGAAAAGCCAUGGAUGAAGUACGCAAUCGACUCGAAAGGGAUCUCGCUUGGUUGGUCGGUGGCUCCCAGUACCAUGGCGUCCACAAGAAGGAUAAACGCACUAGAGCUGCUAGUAUGAGUGACGAGGAAGAGCUGUAG